Molecule: messenger RNA, 2273 nt
Organism: Jatropha curcas
Lineage: Eukaryota; Viridiplantae; Streptophyta; Magnoliopsida; Malpighiales; Euphorbiaceae
Source: RefSeq, a predicted model, not a curated record
UCCUAAAACCACUCUUUCUUCUAUCUCCAACUCGUCUUCUCCAAAGGUCCCCACUUUCUCUCUCUUUCUCUCUAAAUCCAAGCACCCUUCCCGUUCUUUACACGUUAAUCGCCACCCAUAUAUAUACCAUCAUCUCUCUCUGCAGUUACAUAUACACUGAAUAAUAAUCUUGUGUUAGAAAGGACGAUCAUCUUCUUCAUCGUCUUUGCGUUUCUCAAUUUGACUCUCUCUACAGCCUAUAUUUUCACUGCUUCUACUGCAUCAAUUACUUGUUUCUCGUUCUCUCUCUAUAUAUAUAUUAGCAACUGUAAAGAACCGAACUUUCUCUCUCUAUCAUUUUCUUCCUUUCAACACAGUACACACCUCGCUUUCUUGGCUUCCUUCUAAGUGUUAUAUGUAUAUAUAUAUAUAAACAUCUCUCUCUUUCCAUCUAUAUCUAUAUCUAUAUCCAUGUUUUUAUAAUCGUUUUUUCUUUUCUUUCAGAUACAAAUAAAAUUAAAAACAUGGCGUUUCACCAUAAUUUGUCUCAAGACAUUCCUCUUCACCAUUUCUCUGACCAAACUCAACCACCACAACAAGCCCAACAGCAACAAAAUUUAUCCGAAAGCACCACCGCACCAAAUUGGCUUAACACUGCCCUUCUCCGCACCCAACAACCGCAACAUCCGCCUCACUCUCACUUCACCGAUACUAAUUUUUUAAAUCUUCAUACAACUUCAACUACCAACUCUGAUUCAACUGCUUCUCAAAAUCCUACUCAAUGGCUUUCUCGUUCUUCUUCUAUCCUUAAUCGUAACCACAGCGACGUUAUUGAUGACGUCACUGCCGCAACUGCCACCGACUCUAUCAUCGCAGGCACUAUUUCUCGCGAAUCAGCCGAUUUGAAAACCAACACAAAUAACAACAGCGAGAACAUGACGAAUAAGAGCGAAGGAGGGGUAGUUGAGAGUGGUGGUGGAGGCGGCGGAGGAGAUGGAGUGGUAAACUGGCAGAAUGCAAGAUACAAGGCGGAUAUACUGGCGCACCCGUUGUAUGAGCAGUUGUUGUCGGCACAUGUGGCGUGUUUACGGAUCGCUACGCCGGUGGAUCAGUUGCCGAGAAUCGACGCCCAGCUAGCCCAGUCACAGCAUGUAGUGGCCAAAUACUCCGCCCUUGGAGCCGGGGCUCAGGGCUUGGUCGGUGAUGAUAAGGAGCUUGAUCAAUUCAUGACGCAUUAUUUUCUGUUGCUUUGUUCUUUUAAAGAACAACUGCAACAACAUGUUCGAGUCCAUGCAAUGGAAGCAGUAAUGGCUUGCUGGGAGAUAGAGCAAUCCUUACAAAGCUUAACAGGAGUUUCUCCUGGUGAAGGUACAGGAGCAACAAUGUCAGAUGAUGACGAGGACCAAGUAGAUAGUGAUGCCAAUUUGUUUGAUCCAAGUUUGGAUGGUGCUGAUACCAUGGGAUUUGGUCCCCUCAUCCCAACAGAGAGUGAGAGGUCUUUAAUGGAGCGAGUGAGGCAAGAAUUGAAGCAUGAAUUAAAACAGGGCUACAAAGAGAAAAUUGCUGAUAUUAGAGAGGAAAUUUUACGUAAGAGAAGAGCAGGAAAGCUUCCUGGGGAUACAACCUCUGUCCUAAAAGCAUGGUGGCAAUCACAUUCUAAAUGGCCAUACCCUACGGAGGAAGAUAAGGCAAGAUUGGUACAAGAAACAGGCUUACAAUUAAAGCAGAUAAAUAAUUGGUUCAUCAAUCAGAGGAAGAGGAAUUGGCAUAGUAAUCCUUCAACUUCAACAGUAUUGAAAAGCAAACGCAAAAGAAGUAAUGCAGGUGAUAACAGUGGCGAUCGUUUCAUGUAAAUUCAACAACACAUAUUCCCUUAUCAUCAUCGUUGAUUCCGCUCUGGCCACUGACGAUAUUGUCCAACAUUAUAUUAUAUAUGACAGUAAAGGGCUUAAGCAGCAGCAGUAGUACACUGAAUUGAAGGGAAGGAACCUUUUAGUAUUUUGCUUCUAACAUAGAGAGGGAGAUGUCAGGAUAAGGAAGAGGCACAAAAGAUGUGAUCUUGCAAUGUUUACUCGGAAUUUGGAAAUUUUAAGAGAUUAUAUUACUGAAACUGAAUUAGAUGGUAGCAGCUUGUUCAUUAUUUGGCAGGUUUUUUAUGAUUUUUGUUUAUAUCUGUGAAUAAAGAAUAGCAAUUCUGAGAGUUGGUUAUUUUUGGGGUUGUACAGUGUAAUAAUCUUCGCAUGCUUGAUUUCUUAUACGGGUCAUCAUUAAUGUCAUAAUAUAAGAUUAUAGCU